GCGACGGCCGCCAGUCCAAUUGCAAUGCUACAGCGGAGUGUGGACAGUAUGCAAGCGAGCGUCGCUGGAAAGACCUGCCCCUUAAAUGUCUGUUGCUCACAGUACGGCUUUUGCGGUACUACUAGUGAGUUCUGCGGUACUGGUUGCCAGUCAGAUUGUACGCAGCCAUCGCCUGAUGUGCCAGCUAGCAGUGUCCAAAAUCGAGUCGUGGGGUAUUGGGAGGCUUGGAAUAGCAAUAGUCCAUGUGGUACUAUGUCCCCAGGACAGAUCCCUGCCACUAUACUCACGCAUCUGAACGUGGCAUUCGGCUCCAUCUCAGCCGACUUUGACUUAACCACUAUGCCUGAUGUAUCAGCGGCUAUAUAUCAGAACGUUGGCAAUUUGAAGUCCAAGAACCCGGAUCUCAAUUCGAUUAUAUCGGUCUGCGGUUGGGACUUGACGGAUGCUGGACCAACCCAGGAGAUUUUUACAAGCAUGGUCUCGAGCAUAGAAAACCGGGCUACCUUCAUUCAAAAUGGGAUAGCCUGGCUGGGCCAGUAUGGGUAUGAUGGUAUCGACUUCGACUGGGAGUACCCGGGCGCAGGCGACCGCGGCAGCCGCCAGGAAGAUGGAGUCAACUACGCACUUCUCCUGCAAGAAUUGUGUACGGCGAUAGAUACCUGCGGCAAGGACUACAUUGUUACCUUCACAGCGCCGACUUCAUACUGGUAUCUCCAGAACUUUGACAUGACUGGUAUGGUUCCCUAUGUUGACUGGGUAAAUAUGAUGUCGUACGAUCUCCAUGUGGUGUGGGAUGCCACCGACGUUUACAUCGAUUCUGAGGUUUUUGCUCAUAAAAACCUGACCGAAAUCAGUCUCUUCUGGCGUGCUAAUGUCCCUCCUUCUGACAUCGUCUUGAGACUGGGUUUCUAUGGACGCACGUACGAGCUCACUGAUGGCUCGUGCUGGAAGCCAGGGUGCGCAUUCAUUCACAGCACCGGCCCGACGCCGUAUGUAAAUACGACGGCCGCUGUGAGUUAUAUGGUAUACAACGGCAAAAACUGGGUCUCGUUCGACGACGCUACUACUUUCGCGGCCAAGAUCGAGUACGCAAACAAGAUAGGCCUUAAUGGUUUAAUGGUAUGGGCCAUUGAUCUGGACGAUACGAACCUCAACGCGCUGGGGGCUAUCACGGAUAGCUCUGCAUUCAACAUCUCCAGCGCUGACUUUUCACUCGUACCACUAACCACUUGA
Paecilomyces variotii is the source of this 1233-nucleotide messenger RNA. Its product is annotated as glycoside hydrolase superfamily. Gene Ontology annotation, biological process: carbohydrate metabolic process. Gene Ontology annotation, molecular function: hydrolase activity, hydrolyzing O-glycosyl compounds; chitin binding. The transcript is spliced from 5 exons. The coding region runs from base 25 to 1233 and encodes 402 amino acids. NCBI's taxonomy places the organism in Eukaryota, Fungi, Ascomycota, Eurotiomycetes, Eurotiales, Thermoascaceae. The record is from RefSeq and is a predicted model, not a curated record.